This is a messenger RNA of Plasmodium inui San Antonio 1, 4512 nucleotides long. RefSeq lists its product as hypothetical. The record is from RefSeq and is a predicted model, not a curated record. The transcript has 7 exons. NCBI's taxonomy places the organism in Eukaryota, Apicomplexa, Aconoidasida, Haemosporida, Plasmodiidae. Bases 1 to 4512 code for a protein of 1503 amino acids.
AUGACAGAAGAAAAAAGUCAUAACGAAUCAACCAAGAAUGAAAGCAGCGAAAAUAAGUACCUCUCCCAAAUAUACUCCUUCCUAAAUUCCAGUUAUAUUAAAAGUUCUUUUGAAAGUAAGCCUGAACAUGGUCAGAACAAAAAGAAGAGAAGACACUUGUCUUCUCGAAAGGCAUAUGGCUCCCUGGUACGGAUGUUUAAGAAGGUUGCCAUCGAAUGCGACCUAUACUUGGAAGAAAUUCAAGUUCAAAAUGAAAAUGAGAAAUUCAUCGUUCAACUAUUUGGGAGGAACUCCGUCACGUUAAAGAAGCUUUACAGAAAGAAAAAGAUGAUUGACCAUUAUUUCUUCCUCCUCAUUUUGUUCAACAUCCUGUCCAAUUUACCCUACACCAUUAUACCAAUUCAGAAGUUUGUAGACAUCUGCGACAGUUACAUAACUCGAGGCGUGAAACUCCUGAUGAAGUUGAACGCGUCCCACUACGGUAGGAAGAAGCGAAUUCACAAAAUUUACUUCGAGUCGGUUUUCUACCUAUUUGUGUCAAUCUGGAAUAAUCACUAUUUUGACUUUUCCCUGUCCAACACCAUGGUAAUUUUGACCUUUUUUUACAAAAUUUACAUUAUCCUGAAGAAGCUGGAAAUCCGGAACGUAAACCUGUUUGACAACAUAUACGUGCUGUGCGCGUCCUAUGUGAGCAAAAUAAACUCCAUGCUGUGGUUCAGCACGUACCUCAUCAUCAAGCGGAUGCUCAUAGACGAGUGCGAAAUAAAAAUCAUCAAGAAGAAAAAAACGUUCCUGAUUUUGCCCAUUUUCAUCGACAUUAUAAAAAUCCUGGACGUGUACGACGAAAUUAUAAAAAAAACAAACAUAAGUCCCUUGGUCAAGUUGUACGAAGAGCUAAAAUUAUUUCUCCUUUUUUUCUUCCACAAGUUGCUGUACAAUUUGAUAACAGAGCAGGACAUGCUUCCGCGAAACAUUUUUAAAUACCUCCAAAUUAAUAACAACAUCACAUCCAACCGGAGAAGGAGAAGUGGCAAGGGGGACGAUUCCCAUAAGAGGGAGUCCAGUGAACUGCACAACAGCUUCUACAAGUACACCAAUUCUAUCAACGAGAACUUCGUCUUUUUCUCAUUUUUCGAAAAUUUCUGCCUUUUUAACACCUUCACCGAAAGGGAAAAGACAAACGAUUUUUAUUCCUCCCUGUCCCUUUCGUUCAACUCGAUAAAUUCGACCAGCUCAUCCAACGAAAAUGACCAGGGGAGAGUGGGUGCCAAGUAUGCAAAGGGGCAUGCCGAAUCACCUGAACAAGGCUAUAAUGAUACCUUCAGACAAAAUGAAGAAAGCGAAAAGUCGUCCCAAAUUAUAAGAAUGCAUAAACACAAAAUUGACAUCCUUGAUAUGCAAUACAAUCACUUCUUCAUUCAUAAAUACAAAAAUGAAAAUAAAUUUAUUUUACUCAUUAAGAGUUACUUCAAUGAUUAUUUGUGUGCUCUCUUGAACAGCUUGUACAUUUACUCGAAGAUUAUUUACUCCGAUAGGAAAUCUGGUGCAGCUGACGGUAAAGAUGAUGGCGCUCCUGGUCACGGGCACUACAAGGAAGGUAGCAGCUCAGGGGUGGAGAAUCAGCUAAACAGAGAUGAAGAGAGGCACAAAAUGGGUGAGCAGAGGGGGGAUCUCCACGAGUCGUCCCCCUUGGUGAUCUCUUCGUCGACUCGGUCCUUAGGCCCUCCCGGUGAAAAGCGGCAGGACGAUCAGGAAAUUUGCAGUGUAGAUCGAAAAUUGGGCCCAAUAGUAUUGGACGAAAGUAACGUGGCCCCAAUCGACAUAGGCACUACCGACGUAACCGCGCUCCGAAUGGACCUCUGCGAAGUGGAGGAGUUCCACCUGAUCCACAGGCAGAAGGUGCAGCGGCAAGAAGGUAACACUCCCAGAGGCACGAGGAAGAAAAGGAAAACAGGAAAAUUCCCCCAUUCACACGCAAAAAUUGUAAACGCUUUAACAAGCUUCGUGGAAGUAAUAUACAAAAAUAUAUUCAAAAAAGUGAUCAAAAAAAUACACACAUGCAAAAGCAUAAGCGAUUUGAAGCUCUAUUCAUACAUAGAAAAAAUAUAUUCAAAUGACACAUACUACUGCUUAAAAAAGAGGUUAAAAAAAUUUUGUUUCGUUCUUUUCUUCUCCGUUACGCUUAAAAAUUUAAUUAAAAGUUAUGUAUAUAAAAUAAGAAAGGAAAAAGUGAGUAAAAAGAAUUUGGAAGAUUUCCAGUCCAUCCUCAUAUACGACACUUGCAGCUUCAUCAAAAUAUACAACCAACUAAGUGAAGCCAAUUGCAAAGAUUUUUUCUCAAAUAAAUAUAUCAACUUCCUCGUGUAUGUAAAAAAUGUACUUACAUUGCCCCGGCAGGAACUGCUACUCUGCCCGGUUAAAAACAGACACUUUUUUUUCUACAUAAAGACUAAGCGAGUGGACAUCCAUUUUGACAGCUUCGUCGAAGAGUGCAAGUUGAAAAAUCAGCAAAUCAGCGGUGAAAAGAAGACGCUCCCCAAAUUCUGCCAACAGGAUUAUUAUGUACUCCCAAAUAGCAGACACUCGCAAAUUUCACGAACCAAGUAUUAUGCUGGCGAUGAGGCGAAUCAGCUGGCAGAUCAUCCAAGGAAAAACAUCCUUGAACAGGCCAUUUACAACAUAUUUCAGUCGCUCAAUCCGUUCGGGAAACUUCAAAGGAAAAGCGAUGCCGAUAGCUACUCCGGAUGGGACGCUAAUCAGGAAUACAGCUCCAUCAAAUCGGUCCACAAUAGAAGAAGGGACCCCUAUGACAGCUCCACCAGCGUCGACACAGACGGGGUUGUCAAGGAACGGAAAAGAAAAGGAAUGAAAAGAGAGGAAAGAAGAAGGAGGAAAAAAGCAAAAGAAAAAGCAGAAGAGCAAGAAGAAGAAGAACAACAACAAGAAAAAAAAAAAAAAAGAAAAAAAAACUAUGAACAUGGUCAGGUGGAAAGUGAGGCGGAAAGGCGAAAUGGCCCAGCUAGCCAAAGCCAAAUUAUGAGCAAUUCGGGAACUCAAAAAAAAAAGUCAGCCACGAGUUCCUGCACGUCGGAGGGCGAACAAUGUGGAGUCACCGUGCCGGAGUCCCAGGGCAGCGCCUCCAGUCGAGAGAGUAAAAGCGAAGACGACAACUCAGGUGUAGAACGCCACUCUUAUAACGAACACAGCUAUAGCAGCGAAUCCGACGUGAGCAGCCUAAACAGCGGAGACCUCGAAGAACAGAAGUUCACGCGGGGGAGGUCCAGCGGCAGCCCGUUCGAAAUGACGCCGGAAGAAAAGAAAUAUUGCAUCAAGGUGUACAUGAAAAAUUCCAGCGAACAGUUUGACAGAAAAGUGAUGAUUUUAAAAAAUGACAGAAUUUAUUUUUACAACUCUGAGUAUGCCAUAUCAUACGAUUCCUUCUACUUCCUGAUGGAGAUAAAAAAAAUAUACUCGUGCGAUGGUUUCUUCGAUUCGCUCAUCAAUUCGCAACGGAUAAGUGUCGUCAACUCCACGUACUCCUCCACGGAGGAUGAGGAGCUCUACUCCAGGAGCGCGGGCAGCCUUUCCUCCGAGAGCGGCUGGCAGAAGUGCGGCUUCGACGCUAAAAUAAUUUUCCACAACUCGCUGCGCAAAAACAUACAGCUCAUGUUCAUUGAUGAGUCAUACGAAAAAAUGGUGAGUAGGAUAAACAGAUCCCUAGUGCACGAGACGGACAGGACAUUCGCAUACACACACUUGAGUUACGAUGAGGAAGUGGAAAGAGAGUUACUCUGCCACUAUCUGCAACUAGACGCGAACGAGCAAGGGGGUAGUUCUAAAAGUUUCAGCUCCAAUGACAGUAACAGCGCGUUUCCAAAUGGUGAGUCACGUGGGGGAUCGAGCAGCGACAGGGGGAGCGACGCGCCAAGUGAUGCAAGAAGUGAUCGCCCUUGUGACACGCACAACGGCGGUUUCGUGGAGGAGACGGAGGAGGGCUCCGGAAGGGAUGCCACUCGUUCGUACGAGAAAUUCCAGUCGAGUGACGAGAGGCAAGUCCCCCACAACGGAGGUGAAAAAUGCGCACGUGAGAAGGAUACACGUCAGAAGGGGACACAUCAGGACACACGUCCAACUGGCACCCGCGAUGGAGAAAACCUGCUGAACAGAAUCCUGGAGGAAAACCAAGACCUUCUGAAGGGGAAGAAAAAUGGAACUGAAGGAAAACUCAACAGGUACCCAAAUUUAAUCGAAUACAAGUACUCAUCCAGCACCACCGACAUUUAUAUUAGGCAGAGGAAAUAUUUUGCCAAAAAAAGAAAAAUAAAAGUCCGGAAGGAAAACAGAAUGAAGCUUUUCAAAAAUAUCGACAAGAAUGACAUUUACAAUUUGUUUUACGAGGAAAUCUGUAGACUCUGCAAGAACAGGAAUAACAAUAUUUCGAAGACGAAUUCGGACGACCUUUUUUUCCACAAGUCUGUGAAUAAGCUGUACCAGACGGCCAACCUGGGAUAG